AUGUCUACAUCUACGGCAUCUACGAUACAUGAAUAUUUCGAACGAAAGGCUUCAGAAUGGAAUAUUAUUGAUUUCCUUGAAGAAUGUGAUUUGGAACCUUAUACGAAAAAGAUAGAGGAAUAUCUUAAAUGCCUUGAAACAAUUGUUAAUACGGAGAAAGAUCAAAGACAUGAGAAAGCUCAGGAAUUGCUCGAUAAUUAUAAACAGGCAACAAAAGAAUGGAAUAAUGAACGUUCGCGUAAGCAGAUUUAUCUCCAUCAACCAACUAUAAAGCAUUCACAUAAGCAAUUUCAUUUCCAUCAGCCAACUAUAAAUAUGACUAUGAACGGGAUGACAAAUGGUGUAAAUGGGACUAUAAAUGGUGGAGAAUUCAAUGUAAGACUUCCGCUAAAGAAGGACAAUCAGGAAGAGAAAGAUAUGUAA
Messenger RNA from Diversispora eburnea, 423 nucleotides. NCBI's taxonomy places the organism in Eukaryota, Fungi, Glomeromycota, Glomeromycetes, Diversisporales, Diversisporaceae. The record is from the annotation of a GenBank genome assembly.